AAUUAUACAUGCAGAUAAUCACUGUUAUCAGCACGUUUCGGUUUGACAUUUAUUUUAGUUUAAUUGUAUUGUGCCUCAAAAAGUGUAAUUAUGUUGCGAGCCGUUUCAUCAACGAUUUACGACUAGUUGUAAAUUACGAUUUACAUACAUUACGACGUUUCAGUGAAAUAGCGUUUCAUCAAGCAAAUCGUAAAUUCAUCUUACAUAAAUUUCAUACAUAAAUAUACGACUAGGCAACCGUAAAUUAACGUAAAAGUGGCGGUCGUUUUCCUCGUCGACGAUGAAAGAAGACGCAAAGUACCGAUUCCAAGGCUGUUUAGAGAGAGAAUAGUUCUCGAAAACUUAAGAGAUGAGGACAUUGUAUCCAGAUAUCGUUUAAGUAGGGGCGGUAUAGAGCGUUUGGUGGUUUUGAUUGGGGAAGAAAUAGCACCAACUUGCCGGCGAUCUCAUGCCAUUGAUCCCCUCACAGAGAUUUUAGCAUCAUUGAGGUAUCUUGCUAAGGGAGAUUUUUACUCGGAAGUGGGUGAUAUCCACGGAAUAAGCAAAUCAAGCUUCUGUCGGAUUUUACAGAAGUUCAUCUCAGCUGUAAAUCAAAAGUUGAAAAAUAUCAGGAGUCACAAGAGUGUGUUGUGUUCACUUUAUCAAAGCGGUCGAACACCAGAUUGUAUCAGGACUUGAAACAAACAUUCAGGCUUCGAUUAGGUGGGCUCUUUUUUGUGUCAGACGAGCGUACUUUGAGAUUACUCCAUCGAAGCGGUCCAACAUAAACGAUAUCAAAAACUUCAAACAAAAAUCAUGCAGAUUCCAGAGCACUUCACAGAAUUAUCUAUCCGGAUGUCUGAAGCACUUGAUGACAGUGGAGCUGAUAAGGAAACUGUAUUGGAGCGGAGGAGAACGUACUUGCUGAGGGAGCUAAUUGAGCAGAUAAAAUAUCAACUAGAAGGACAAAACGUUGAAUGUUUUCAUUUCGGAAGCCAGUCGGAAGCGACCACAACUCCCGGUCUCCAGUCGGAUAUUGAUUUUCUAGGAAGUUACCACCAAUUUAAUAUAAUGACCAUCUGGGAAGACUGGAAGGCUUCGAUGGAUAACUUACUGAUGCUCCGCGACGACACCAUUCCACCACAACAGUACUUGCUACAAGUCAUCGAAAAAAAAACACCGGAACCGGUGACCAGUCUGAUCAAUGACGAGUUCGUAGCAAAAGAUACUGGGCAAGUACUGUUAAGUGCUGAAAAAUGCAAACAGCGCAUCGAGUAUGAGCAUAAGGUAAAAACUUGUGGAGAUGUAACCAAAAAUGGGCCUUCUGUGAGUUUUUUUACCUAACUGGGAUUUUGUACACGCAUGUCAUGUGCUCAAACCUCUUCCUGAAAUACAACACUGGAUAGACAGAUGUAGAGGUAGACCAUGGCCGCCUGUUCAUUUACUUGAGGCUGCACGGGUAGCGCCGUGUUUCCUGGUACCAGCCGGUCAUCCAGACAGUGACUACAAGCGCGAAGAAUGGCGACUGUCUCCAAACCUGAUAGAACGGAUGUUGAUGUUUAGCUUUAAUAUGACACAAAUAAAAUGUUACAUUUUGUUUAAACUAAUAAAAAAAUCAUUAUUCGCUAAAAUUGUAGGAGAAUCUAUUACAAGCUUUCAUUGUAAAACUAUAAUGUUUUACACCAUAGAAAGAACACCACCUUCUCUAUGGUGCGAACACAACCUUAUGUUUCUUCUUUUGCUCUGUUUACACGUAUUAAAGCGAUGGCUGCGAUUGGGAAGGCUCCCGCAUUAUAUCAUAGAAGGAGUGAACUUGUUCGAUGGGAAACUCUCAAAGUCGCUUCAGAAACGCCUUCUAGUGUAUAUAGACUCAUUGAUACGGGACAACUUGCAAGAUGUAUUUUAUAUUGGUAUAGAUAAUAUAGGAUAUCGGUUACAAGCGUGUAGUAUGCGGCAUAUUGUACAGGCUGGAGAACUAAGAGGUGUUUGCUUACGUAACAGCAUCAAAUUACUGCUGAAGUUUGAGUGUUGGAAAAGGUUGUCAAAGUUACAAUUACAACAUCAUCAACGCAUUUCUCAUACAACCUUCGAGCAAGAUUUAAAAUAUGUUAUAUACAAAUUUUAUGAAAACUCAACGAAUGUCAUACUGAAAUCUGCUGCUAUCGAAUGGAUUAAACACCUUUAUGCGUUACACAUUUCUAUGCAAGGAUCUUCUUAUUUGCGACUACGAAACGUUCUUGACAGCGAAAAUAUAAGGCGUGUUAAAUAUUCCUUAAAUUCGGAUGUAGCUUCUAGUCGCUUAAAGUUUGCUUCUAUGUUGUACUGUGGUGGUCAUCUUCGAGCGGCAGUUCGAGUGUUGAAGGAUGUAGAGGGGAGGUAUCACAGCAAUGUCAAGACUGUGUGUGGAUGUAGAAUAAUACAGGGAGACAGGGAUCUGAAGGUGUUUGCUAAUAUGCUAUCAGGCAACACUGAUAACGAAUUCAGUAAAUAUUUGACAUUCUGUGUCAAGUUAUUAAGGCAAGAAUCGUACUGCACUCCUUUCAUAUUGCUGUUUGAAAUGAAUCGCAAUAUCAGUGAAGAGGAAGUUGCACAGAGAAGUCUCGUUGGGAAACAGUGGAUGGACAUUGCUGAGGUUGAUGCUCGUCCAUUCCUACACUAUCUUCAGUACCUCACCUAUGGGGGACUCGGUGAACGUGGCAAUCAGCUAUAUGCGUUGAGAUUCUUAAAUUCUUACAUCUGUGAUGCAAGAAAUAGGAUACACAUGUAUCACUUUGAGACUUCACUGAACUUGUUGGGACACUGCUAUGAAAUGGAAGGAAACUAUGAAAGUGCGUUAUAUUACUACGAGAAAUCGUUGCUUCGGUUCAGCACAAACAAUGCCGCUAAUUGGCACGUCCGGCGUGUUCUGCGUAUUAUAAGUGGUUAAAAAUACUAUCUAGAAAGUUGUUUAACAAUUUGCUUAUGAUGGCAGUAAACAUAAUGACGUUUUUGAUUGAAUAUAAAAAAUUAAUAGUUUAUUGUAAUUUUUAUAUGUAAACCCAGUAUGAAUAGAAUUCAAAUUAUUUCAAAGUAUCAUAAUGACAAUGUAUUUUAGAUCAAGUCAUAACGCAACUUCAGUAAUUUUAAGGAUAAUGAUACCUUAAAUUGUCCACAACUAUUGUGAAAGGAUUUAUUUUUAAUUAAUUGUAUUAUGCGCGGCAUAUGUAUGAAUUUCAGUUUAUAUGUCAGUGUUUAAACUACAUUUAACACUGGUAUUUAUAGAUGAGAUCAGAUGUCGUUGUUCCUGUUCGUUACAAUUUUUGCUCAAUAGAUUUUCUGAAAGCUCUUUUCAUACGACUCUAAUUCUUAUUUAUACUAACAACAAUAGGGACACUUAGGUAUAAUUGUUUUCUGAAAAAUAAUCUAUGUUACAUAUCUAUGUUACCAAGAUAUGUAUAGAUACAUUACAGCUUAACAUAUAAAGUUUAAGGUCAUUUGUUGACAUUAUAUAUGACAAUUGAACAGAGAAAUUACACGGACAUAUUUACUCAGAUCCACUGAUUAUGAAUAUUGCUGAAUCAUGCUUGUGUUUGCCACUUCAAAAAUUGAGCAUCGAUCUUAGAAAAUUUGGUCUAGUACAUGUGCGUGAAGUGUUGAAGAGAUGACACUUCGUUUUCGUGGUAUUUAUCGUUAAAAGCAAGCCCCCUUUUCGUGAAUCCAGAGUUAUUUGAACGUGUCGUUCCUGAUUACCUUGUGCAAAGUGCACAUGCUUAUCUUGGACGGCACUUAAUGCGCACGCAUGAAGCCCCUGUUAUAAAGAGCUCAAUUGAAUAAAGCAUUCAUGUAUAAACACAACCGAGAGGUUCAGUGUUUAAAAAAAUUAUAUGUAAGACUUAACUGUAAGUUAAAUGAAAUAGUUUCUGCGUGAGACUGUUUUAAGUUAAACAUAUGUAUUUGCAUGUAACAAGUUAACGUGACUGACAACGGCGAUUUUUUUUAAAUAUACGUCUAAAACACUUGCGCCUUUGUAAAGCACAAUUUGUACAAUAUAAACAACAUUAAUAUAUCAGUAAUUGAACACUUUCUUUGAACACAUGUUAAAAACGGAAUAAUUCAAAACUCGAAUAAAAACUAUAAUGCAGACCAUUACCAACUAGUGUGUGUGAGCUUGUUAAAACAUAUUAGCUGCGCUCUCGGAAAACUGGGCUAAUUGCAAGUGCGUAAUGUAAAUGGAACAUCAAAUCGCUAUACUUUCAGGUAGAAAAUUGAUGUCACACUUAUUUAUAGCAAACUGGCAAAUGUCAGUAGCAUUUUCUGACUUGCAGGAAAGAUUUUCAAACUUACUGCGUACGUUACACAUGUGUGGCUAGUUAAUUAAAACGAUUUCCUUUCUAUCAUGGACACUAUACGAUUUCGGUAGUUUGGCGCACAAAACAAGACCAAUGUCACUUACCGAUAAGUUUUAAUUAAUUUCUUUCCCAAUAAUUCGUGUUAUUUGAUAUCAAAACGUUGUUAUCAAUAUAAGUCGUUUAUAGAAUGUACAUUCCGUCUUUCCCUGACGAUUUAUUAGCCAAGCUCUGACCCUAAAAGACUUGGGAAUGUUAUUUACCGGUAAUCAUUAUUGUAACUUUAUACAUUUCUUUGAUAUGUAUUUUAACAUUUCAUAUUUUGUUUAUAAACUGUUUCUUCCUCUUUUGACUUAAUGAUUGAAUUUUAUGUAUAAAAUUACAUUUCUAAU
Messenger RNA from Dreissena polymorpha, 4696 nucleotides. RefSeq lists its product as uncharacterized. The coding region runs from base 1529 to 2905 and encodes 458 amino acids. The transcript has 5 exons. Gene Ontology annotation, molecular function: protein binding. The record is from RefSeq and is a predicted model, not a curated record. NCBI's taxonomy places the organism in Eukaryota, Metazoa, Mollusca, Bivalvia, Myida, Dreissenidae.